Molecule: messenger RNA, 1836 nt
Organism: Trichomonas vaginalis G3
Lineage: Eukaryota; Parabasalia; Trichomonadida; Trichomonadidae
Product: keratin-associated protein family
Exons: 1
Coding region: 1-1836 (611 amino acids)
Source: RefSeq, a predicted model, not a curated record
AUGAAAAACAAUCUUGAUUUUGAUGAAAAAUUAAAGAAUAAAGCUGAUGUCGAACAUACACAUCAACAAUUUGAUGAAGUUGGUUUUAAUAAAAUUAAGGGAAUACAUGAACAGGAACUUGUUCCUAAUACAGGUGAAAUUCCUAUGUAUCAAGAACGAGUCAAAGUUCCUGAAGCAGUUGAUGGUUUAAUUGUUAAAGACUUCUUGGUAAUUUCAGAUCUAAAUGAUGAAAAUAAAACACUUAAUGUCAAAGAAGAACUUAAUAAGAAAGCAGAUAAAACAUAUGUUAAAAGUGAGAUAUCAUUCAUUGAUGGUGUUUUAAUGGAGAAAGCUGAUAUAUCAUUUGUAAAAGAAGAAAUAAAACAGUCUGAGGUCUAUUUUAACCAUUCAUUUUUAAAUUUCAUGAAGUCAUCGGAUAAAACCUUUGAUAUAGAUUCUUUUGAAGGGAUAUGUUAUGAUGGAGUGACUACAUAUUUAUUAUAUACAGCAGGAGUACUUUAUUAUUUAAAAACAAAUGAUUUUAAAAAAUAUGAAUCAUUUACUCCAUCUGUUUUGGAUCCAUACACUCAAGAGCUAAUCAACAAUCCAAGAAUUUUAUAUGUUGAACAUAAUAACGGUAAAUUUAUAGGAAUGACAACAGUUAGAGAUGAUUUCUGUCCAUGUUAUUCCUUCGAUUGUAUCAAAUGGUUCAAAUAUAUGUUAAACCCAGAUGUUGCAUUUAAAUAUCCCAAUAACCCCAUCCGAUUUGUUAAUAAUAAAUGGAUACUAAUUUAUGAAUAUAAUCAAAUUUUCAUUAGUGAAGAUGGUUUAAAUUAUUCCUCAGUUAGUGUUUUAUCAGAUUUGGAAAUCGAUUAUACAAGUAAGUGGUAUUACACUAACUGUAUGUAUUUUAUCCUACAAAAUGAUAAAAUUUAUAGAUCAUCUUCAAUACCACAAGGUGAUGGAGACAUUGAAGCUUUAUGUUAUGGAUCAAAUGUUUAUGUUCUCGUUUCAGGUGGAAUGGUCUAUUCAUAUCCUGUGAGUUAUAACAGACAUAUUUAUUUAUCACAGGAUUUAUCAAAUUGGGAAUUAGUUUAUUCAUUCACUCCAAAACUUACUCGAAAUUAUAGAUUUUGCAAUUUGUUUUAUAUUGAUGGGUAUUUCAUCGCUUUAGGAUGUGGUGAUUUAGUAAAUAUCAGUAAUGAUGGUAGAACUUGGUCUGAAAUCACAAAAUUUCAAGAUGUACGAAAAGCUAUUUUCAAAAAUAAUACGUUAAUAUUGAUAACAAGACCAGUUUUAAAUACUCGCCCAAAUUCAAUAUUAUAUAAUAAAUUCAAUAUUCAUGAUGGAUUAAAUACAAAAGCUGAUAAAACAGAACUUCAAGAAAUGAAGAGACAAAUUCUUGAAACUUUAUAUCCCAUUGGUUCAAUUUACACAUCAAUGAAUUCAACAAAUCCUUCAGAAGUUUUUGGUUUUGGAACAUGGCAACAAAUUACUGAUAAAUUCCUUUAUUGUGCAAAUUCUUCAAAACAGACUGGUGGUUCAAAAACUAUUACUGGUGAAAACCUGCCUGCACACAGUCAUUAUAUUGAUUUCAAUACUCAAGAUUCAGGUUGGAAUAAUCACUCAGCAUAUAAUAGAGGAUGGAAUUCUGUUUCAAAUAGAGAUUCACCAAACGUUCAAGUAAUGUCAAGAUAUGAGCUUUCAGGUGAUCCACAAGAUUGGAAUUCUGGAAUUGGAAUCGGAUAUGCCGGAACACACAAUCAUAGAAUUACGGGAUAUACACAAACAACGGGACAAAGUAAAGAUUACAUGCCACCUUACAUGACAGUAUUUGCAUGGUAUCGCGUAGCUUAA